CCCCAUCACCGCCUACGUCAUCACCGUCACUCCCCCAGCUGGCACGGGCGGCGGGCGUGAGGAGCGGGUGAGCGGUCAGGACGUGCGGGCGGUGGUGUCUGGCCUGAUACCCGCAACACGAUACACCGUCAGCGUUGCGGCCGUCAACAGCGUAGGGAGAGGACGCCCGUCACCCCCCCUCACCGCCACCACGCACGAGGAGGCGCCCUCUGCCCCCCCUCAGAACGUGAAGGUGGUCGCAGUCUCCCCUACGGCACUACGGGUGACCUGGGAUCCCCCGCCCCCGAACUCCACCCACGGGACGCUCCUCGGGUACCAGCUGGGCAUCAAAACACACAGCAAGGGUGAGGGGGGUACCUACAACUUCACCAGCGUGGGGGGCGUGGGGGUGGCGGGCAGCACGCGGGUGGGGGGGCUGCGUCCUCACUCAGUGUACCUGGUGGUGGUGCGCGCUCACAACUCCAAGGGCGCCGGACCACCCUCGCCACACGUCCGCGCCGCCACGCUUCAAGACAAGCCCAGCGCACCACCAGGCCAGGUUAGGUGCGAGGCGGAGUCAUCGUCAUCAUUAGCCGUCACCUGGUCGCCGCCGUCCCCCGACCAUCGCAACGGAGACCUCACGGCGUACAGGGUUGCCUACUGGGUGUCCGCCUCCCCUGACGUGGAGGGCGAAGGGGGCAGCGUAGCGACGGACGGACAGCAAACUCGCCUGGAGGGACUCAUGCCGUGGACGAACUACAGUGUGAGUGUAUCGGCCAGCACCAGGGCGGGCCACGGCGUCGCUUCCCCGCCGCUCUCCUGCACCACGCUCCAAGACGUCCCCGAGGCCCCAGCGCGCGUGAAGGCCGUGGUGUCAGGCUCCCGGACCGCCAUCGUGUCGUGGGCCCCGCCAGCUCGCCCGCACGGCCGCCUCACGCGCUACACCGUACACUGGCUGUCGGGGGGCGGCGGCGCAUCGCUCAGCCGCCGCGUGGACCCCCAACUCACCCACCUGGCGCUGCGGGACCUGCCUCACACCGCGAACCAGGUGUGGGUGACGGCAGCGACGCAGAAGGGUGAAGGACCAGCCAGCCCCGUAGUGAUUGUUAAGCCUUCCCAUACAGUUCCAGCGGGUGUUUGGGCGGUGGGUGGCAACGUGACAGCAGCGUGGCGGGAGGACAUCAGCUUGGCGUGCGGGGCGGUGGGCGUGCCGGAGCCCACCCUCGCCUGGACCCACCAAGGAACGCCCAUACCCCACGCCAAGAGCAGGGCCAUAGUGCAGGGGGAUGGGACGCUUACCCUGGGGGACCUGGAGCGUAAGGAUGGGGGCAGAUAUACCUGUACGGCCACUAACACCCAUGGGAGGGACACGGCCACCUACCACCUCACUGUGCUGGUGCCACCAUCCUCACCCGGCCUCCAUGUGACGGAGACCACAGCCUCCUCCAUCAAGGUGCAGUGGACAGUGGAGGAUGAAGGGGGUGCCGCUGUCCUGGGGGCCACCAUACACUACAGGGCUGCGGGAGGCACAUGGACGCGAGCCACAGUGGGCGGGGAGACCACCACCUUCACCGCCCGGGAGCUGAGCUGCGGCACACUCUACCACCUCUACAUCACCGUGCAUAACCGCGUGGGCCGCAGUGAGCCGUCCCGCACCGAGGCAGCGCGCACCAAGGGCCGGCCGCCCCAGGCACCCUCACAGUUCCAGUUUGUGACGACAAACAGCACCCAGGCGACACUGUACUUGGCACAGUGGGGUGACGGGGGCUGCCCCAUCACCCACUUCACCCUCCAGUACCGCCCCCGCCCCGCCAGCCCCUGGACCACGGUGGGCACCAAAAUCCUUCCCUCCCGCACCUUCCCCCUGGGCGGACUGGCGGCGGGCGUGAGCUACGAGGUGAAGGUGGUGGCCCACAACACCGCCGGCGCCACCCCCGCCCUCUACACCGUCACCACUCCUCCACAGGGACACCCAGAGAGCGAGGUGGGUGCGGGGGUAUGGGAGAGCACGUCCCCCGCCCCGCCCCCCGCCUGGGAGGACCCCCGCGUGCUGGUGCCGGCUCUAGUGUCCGUGGGUGCCCUGCUGCUGACCCUGGCCACCGUCUGCGUGUGUGUUCGCCGACGCCCCCCAAACCAGCCCCCCAAGAAAGGCGAGGCAGCAGCAGUGGGGCCAGGGAUGGGCGGGGCAGCGGAGGAGAAGGCGGGGCGGGGGGAACAGCUCUACACAGCCCUCAGACGCCCCGCCCCGACCCCACCCUUACACGACCCACGACGAGCCUCAGGUGAAUAUCCAGGGGAGGAGCUGUACCACUAUGCCGCAGCCACUUAUCAACUCGACGGAAGUAGCCCACCGCCACCUCCGGCUCCCCCUUCGCCCCCAACCCACGCCCACCACCGCCCGCCUCCCCAGCAGGCCCGCCCUCACAAGGCUUUCACGGCACUUGUCUACCAGCCGCCGUCUCUGCAUGAUGUGGAUUCACCUAAUUUGAGUGAGGGUGAGGCCCCAGGUGGUCGUCCAGGCAUGCCCCUUCCUCAGGCGCAGGGGCUUGUGGAUUCCCAGAGCGAGGGGUACGGCAGCCUCCUGGGCCCUGGCAGCUCCCCCAUCCCAACGCCCACCCCUGGCCCGCCCCACCAACACCCCCGGCGGGCACCACGACACCCCAGGAUUGCUAGGAUCCCCCGUACUGUCCACUUCCCUUGAGGUGCUCUAAGGACUACCCCCCCUCACCCACCGCCACCACCACCACCCAUAGUAGAGGAAUAAGAGAUAUCACAACGAUGGGAACUGACUCCUUAUGGUACGGGGUGUCUGCCGAGCUACUAAUACUCUGGAUGUUGAUAUUGAAGCCGUGACAGUACCUACGUUUAAUUAAUUCACCUGAGCACUGUUGCCAGAACCACCUGUUUUCACCUACGCUGUACAUAUGGGUGUUAGUGCACUUCCGUUGUUAGUAGGGUGAGUGUUGGUAGUGUUGCAAAAAUUAUAACUUCAUCCAGUCUCUUCAUCAGUACUUUGACAUGUAUUGAGAAGUGACCAAUCAAAAUGUAGUUGUCUGUGUGACCGCCGGUGGUGACGAUUCUCUCUGUGACGCGUGACGGACAGAUUUUCCUGCGUCGCACGUGUUUAGAGUUUGUCCACUUUGUUCAACGCUGUGUGGCGGCCAGCAAGUUGUUGGCCGCACCACGCAAUCAUUGUGUGUCUGUGUGCGAUCCACUCUACUGUGCUCUGGUUGUCUGGUUGUUGUAUUCAGUAUUUUAAGUGUUGCCGUGAUCUGUUAGGUGUACAUGUGUGUGUGGGUUGUGGUCCUCAUCAGGGUGACCAUAAGUGUAUCAGUAUGCAUGCCCUCAUGCCAGCAGCUGUUCCUCCACACCAAGCUGAGGUGGGCUGUGUGUGACCUGCCCCCUGAGGGAUGUAGACCACCUGGUGCUGAGGCUGAAUGCAAGUCAGGCCAGGAAGGAGGACUCUGAGAUGCCCCUAAACCUUGCCAGGUAACCUUACAUUGAGCAACCCUGCUGGCCAGGCACUGGCCUGUGGAAAGCAACUCACCUGUGCCACAGCGCAGCACAGUGCAACAUCGUCUGUUCUUAUUGUUCUGACGCCCCUGCAGUGAUCUGCCACACACAGCACUGCAGAGGGUCAGGAGAGUCCAUCACUUGUGUUAUUACUAAGCUUGUGGGGCACACUGUUCCCUGAGAGGAGGACAAUCAUUACUCGGCUGAGACUGACCACUAAGAUCUCCCUUGGCUCUGCACGACACCCACCACCACACUCAUGACUUUGUGGUACACUGAGAUCACUCACUGACUGUGAUUCCUACCAGACAUAAAUAAUACUAUGUUACCGAGCAAUGAGUCUGAUGUUUUUCGUCAUUUCGUCUCGACACACACAACGCCUCGACUGGACUUGUGUGUGUCCAUCUGUCGCCUAAUAAAAGUUGUCAUGUUCA
This is a messenger RNA of Eriocheir sinensis (Chinese mitten crab), 3926 nucleotides long. Its product is annotated as cell adhesion molecule Dscam2-like. Gene Ontology annotation, biological process: cell-cell adhesion. Bases 722 to 2680 code for a protein of 652 amino acids. Gene Ontology annotation, molecular function: protein binding. The transcript is spliced from 20 exons. NCBI's taxonomy places the organism in Eukaryota, Metazoa, Arthropoda, Malacostraca, Decapoda, Varunidae. The record is from RefSeq and is a predicted model, not a curated record.